Budorcas taxicolor (takin) is the source of this 1013-nucleotide messenger RNA. Its product is annotated as FACT complex subunit SPT16-like. Gene Ontology annotation, biological process: positive regulation of transcription elongation by RNA polymerase II; transcription elongation by RNA polymerase II. Lineage: Eukaryota; Metazoa; Chordata; Mammalia; Artiodactyla; Bovidae. The record is from RefSeq and is a predicted model, not a curated record. Gene Ontology annotation, molecular function: nucleosome binding. The transcript is spliced from 7 exons. Gene Ontology annotation, cellular component: FACT complex. The annotation marks the transcript as partial.
GGCGGAGCCGGGACCUCGCGUGAUUCUCGGAACCCGAGGAGAAGCGGCGUCUGUGGCUAUGGCUGUAACUCUCGACAAAGACGCUUAUUAUCGACGAGUGAAGAGACUGUACAGCAAUUGGAGGAAAGGAGAAGAUGAGUAUGCCAAUGUUGAUGCCAUUGUUGUAUCAGUGGGUGUUGAUGAAGAAAUUGUUUAUGCUAAAUCAACUGCCUUACAGACAUGGCUCUUUGGUUAUGAACUAACUGAUACUAUCAUGGUAUUCUGUGAUGACAAAAUCAUCUUUAUGGCCAGCAAGAAAAAAGUGGAGUUCUUGAAACAGAUUGCCAACACUAAGGGCAAUGAGAAUGCUAACGGAGCCCCUGCUAUCACACUACUCGUACGAGAAAAGAAUGAAAGUAACAAGAGCAGCUUUGACAAAAUGAUUGAAGCCAUUAAAGAAAGCAAGAAUGGCAAGAAGAUUGGAGUGUUCAGCAAAGACAAAUUUCCAGGAGAGUUCAUGAAGAGCUGGAACGACUGCCUCAACAAAGAGGGUUUUGACAAAAUAGACAUCAGUGCAGUUGUGGCCUAUACCAUUGCUGUAAAGGAGGAUGGAGAACUCAAUCUAAUGAAGAAAGCAGCUAGCAUCACCUCUGAGGUCUUCAACAAAUUCUUCAAGGAAAGAGUCAUGGAAAUAGUUGAUGCAGAUGAGAAAGUUCGACACAGCAAACUGGCUGAGUCAGUGGAAAAGGCCAUAGAAGAGAAAAAAUACCUUGCUGGGGCAGACCCUUCUACUGUGGAAAUGUGUUACCCUCCUAUCAUUCAGAGUGGUGGCAACUAUAACCUCAAGUUCAGUGUGGUGAGUGACAAGAACCAUAUGCAUUUUGGGGCCAUUACCUGUGCCAUGGGUAUUCGCUUCAAGUCUUACUGCUCCAACCUUGUUCGCACUUUGAUGGUUGAUCCUUCUCAGGAGGUUCAAGAAAAUUACAACUUUUUGCUUCAGCUGCAAGAGGAGCUGUUAAAGGAACUAAGACAUG